Manis javanica (Malayan pangolin) is the source of this 2877-nucleotide messenger RNA. The record is from RefSeq and is a predicted model, not a curated record. NCBI's taxonomy places the organism in Eukaryota, Metazoa, Chordata, Mammalia, Pholidota, Manidae.
GGAGAAGGAGGAAUAGGGACUCCGCUGUGUUGCAUUCUGGGAAUGACACGACUCUGUCAGCUGCGCAGCCUCCUGGGAGUUGUAGUCGCGAUCCUGAGGCACUUGAUGAAAGAAGCCAUUUUAACUUUAAGUUUACAUCAUGGAUAGCACAAAGGAGAAGAACAAUUGCAAAGAUGAUCUUCUACUUCGGGUGGGACUUAAUGAUAAUAAAGCUGGAAUGGAAGGAUUAGAUAAAGCAAAAAUUAACAAAAUUAUAAUGGAAGCCACAAAGGGGUCCAGAUUUUAUGGAAAUGAACUCAAGAAAGAAAAUCAAAUCAACCAAAGAAUUGAAAAUAUGAUGCAACAAAAAGCUCAAAUUACUAGCCAGCAGCUAAGGAAAGCACAGUUACAGGUUGACAGAGUUGCAAUGGAAUUAGAGCAGAGCCGGGAUCUGACCAGUACCAUAGUACACAUUGACAUGGAUGCUUUCUAUGCAGCUGUGGAAAUGCGAGACAAUCCAGAAUUGAAGGAGAAACCCAUUGCUGUAGGAUCAAUGAGUAUGUUGACUACUUCAAAUUACCAUGCAAGGAGGUUUGGUGUUCGUGCAGCCAUGCCAGGAUUUAUUGCUAAAAGACUCUGCCCACAACUUAUUAUAGUGCCCCCGAACUUUGAUAAAUACCAAGCUGUGAGUAGAGAGGUUAAGGAAAUACUUGCUGAUUAUGAUCCCAAUUUUAUGGCCAUGAGUCUUGAUGAGGCCUACCUGAAUAUAACAAAACACUUACAAGAAAGACAGAAUUGGCCUGAGGACAAAAGGAAGUAUUUCAUAAAAGCAGGGAACUCCCUAGAAAAUGAUAAGCCAGGAAAGGAAGUUAGUACACUGAGUGAGAAUGAACGAUCCAUCUCUCCGCUACUUUUUGAAGAUACUCCUCCUGAUUUGCAACCCUCAGGAAAUCCUUUCCAAGUGAACUUUGAAGAACAAAAUAAUCCUCAAAUACUUCAAAACUCAGUUGUUUUUGGAACAUCGGCUGAGGAAGUGGUAAAGGAAAUUCGUUUCAGAAUCGAGCAAAAAACCACACUGACAGCCAGUGCAGGCAUUGCCCCAAAUGCAAUGUUAGCAAAAGUAUGCAGUGAUAAGAAUAAACCAAAUGGACAAUACCAAAUACUCCCCAACAGACAAGCUGUGAUGGAAUUCAUCAAGGACUUACACAUUAGAAAGGUUUCUGGAAUAGGAAAAGUUACAGAGAAAAUGUUUAAGGCCCUUGGAAUUAUUACUUGCACAGAACUCUACCAACAGAGGGCAUUACUUUCUCUCCUUUUCUCUGAAACAUCUUGGCAUCAUUUUCUUCAUAUUUCUCUGGGUCUAGGGUCAACACACCUGGCAAGGGAUGGGGAGAGGAAAAGCAUGAGUGUUGAGAGGACAUUCAGUGAGAUAAGUAAAGCAGAAGAACAAUACAGCUUGUGCCAAGAACUUUGCAGUGAACUUGCUCAAGAUCUGGAGAAAGAAGGACGUAAGGGUAGAACUGUUACACUUAAGUUGAAGAAUGUGAAUUUUGAACUAAAAACUCGAGCAUCUACAGUUUCAUCUGUAAUUUCUACCUCAGAAGAAAUAUUUGCUAUUGCUAAAGAAUUGCUAAGAACAGAAAUUGAUGCUGACUUUCCACAUCCCUUGAGAUUAAGACUUAUGGGUGUGCGGUUAUCUAGUUUUCCCAGUGAAGAAGACAAGAAAUACCAACAAAGGAGCAUUAUUGGCUUCUUAAAGUCUGGAAACCAAACUCUGUCGGCCACUGGGUGUACACUAGAGAAAACUGACAAAGAUCAGUUUUUAAAACCUCUAGAAAUGUCUCAAAAGAAGAGCUUCUUUGAUAAAAAACGAUUGGAAAGAAAAUGGAGCCACCAAGACAUAUUUAAAUGUGAAACUGUGGAUAAACAAAGUUUACAGGCAUCACAAUCAUUCCAAGUUUUAAAGAAGAUGAAUGAGAAUUUAGAAUCAUCAGAGAAUUCGGAUAGCUCACAGAUAUUUACCUGUCCUGUUUGCUUUAAGGAGCAAAAAAGCAUCAGCCUGGAAGCCUUUAAUAGACAUGUAGAUACAUGUCUUGAUGGAACAUCAAUCAGUGAAAACUCUAAAAUGUUCUCAUGUUCACAUGCUUCCUCUACAGAAGUUAAUAAGAAAGAAAGUAUGCAUCAUUGUUUUUCAGUCUGUGAGAAGCAGUAUUAUGAAACCCAUCAGAAGAAUAUAGAAACCAGUUCAGUAGACUGUGUAGAGUUGGUAGAGACUAUAGGUAACCCACCUAAAGAAAUAAGUGUAGAUGCUUUAAGUAAUAAGCAUGGCAAAGGGGACUGUUCUAGUUUUCCAAGCAAAUCAUUUAAUAUUGAGCACUGUCAUCAGAAUUCUUCCUGUGCUGUUUCACUGGAAAAUGAAGAUGUUGGAUCAUUAAGUAGGCAAGAAUCCCUCCAGCCUUAUUUAUAUGAAGUGGUAACAGACCAAGCUCUAGUUUGUCCUGUUUGUAACCUGGAACAAAAGACUUCAGAUCUUACCCUGUUCAAUGUGCAUGUGGAUGUUUGCUUAAAUAAGGACAUUAUCCAGGAACUAAAAAAAGAUAAUGUUAGUAUAGUUAACCAACUCAAUGAAAGCACCAAUAAUACUGGCAACAGUACAAUACAGAAGACUGUAACAAAAACAAAAAGGCCAGGACUGAUGACGAAGUAUUCAGCAUCAAAGAAAAUAAGACCUGACAAUCCCAGACACACUCUUGAUAUAUUUUUUAAAUAAAGAUUGAACAUUUUUCAUUAAUUUUUAAUUGAAACUUGAUAUUUUAUGAUCAGUGAAUCUCUUCCUCCUCAUCUUAAGUUUAGAGAUUCAUUUGUGAAAAACAAAUGCAAUAAAUUCUCUCCCAAUGA